AAGAAAAAAAGAUAGAGAUGGAGGAUGAGAAGGAGAUGAUUGAUCAUUGGAGCCACGACCAUCCACUUACUUUGGUGGAUACUCGUGAAUUAGAAUUCUGUUGCGGUUGUGAAGUGCGGUUUGGUAGCGGAGAGCAAGCUUAUGGAUGCAGCAUCGACGGGUGUGAGUAUUCAAAACUAUUGCACCAAGAAUGCGCAGCGAUGGCGAGAGAGAUACGGCGUCCAUUGCACCACCCUCAACACAUCCUCAUCCAAUGCCAUGAACCUGAUGAUUCUGAUUUAGGGUGGUGUGAUAUCUGUGGAUGGACUAUUUGGAGGAUUGGUUACAAAUGUACAAGCUCAGGAUGCUGGUUCCGGAUGCACCUGAGAUGCGCGCAUGACAGUGACCUGAUCAAUGCAUCAACCCCUGACGUUGAUGAGCAAAGGCGUGCCAUCAUACUCCAUCCAAGUCAUCCCAAACAUGACUUGAAGUUCUGGACGAGAAUAUGUUCGUUCAAGUGCGAUGCUUGUGGCACCACUUACAAAGGGAGUUCCUAUACAUGCACUGCAGAUGCUUGCCAGUAUUGGAUCCAUGAGAGAUGUGCUUCAUUGCCUCAAGACUUGAAAAGGGAAGACCAUCAUCACUCUCUUUCUCUCUCUUUUCAUGUCCCACCAGAAUAUAUCAUAUUUAACUACAAAUGUGAUGUAUGCAGCAUAUCUUUUCUACCCAACUAUUGGAUAUAUCAUUGUCCACUCUGCAGAUAUAUCGUCCAUGUCAAGUGUGCCUUCAACAAGUCGCCUCGCAUCACUGCAUCACUGAAGAUAUUGGGAAGGACAUGAUCCAUUUUCCAACAGAUGAGGUGGUUGAAGAACUCAUUACACCUUUUGUGAUGAGAGAAAGAAGGAGGAGGAACAUUGAUACCACCCAUCAUCAU
Molecule: messenger RNA, 913 nt
Organism: Salvia hispanica
Lineage: Eukaryota; Viridiplantae; Streptophyta; Magnoliopsida; Lamiales; Lamiaceae
Source: RefSeq, a predicted model, not a curated record